AUGAGUUGGGAGAUGGCGACUACGAACCCGUUCGAUUUGCUAGGGGAUGAUGAUGCCGAGGAUCCAUCGCUGCUGAUCGCUGUUCAGCAGCAGAAGAUCGCGCCGAAGAAAGCUCCUGCAUCGGCGCCGGUGGCUCAGCAGCCCCCGUCCAAGCCGGCGGCUAAGUUGCCUUCCAAGCCUCUUCCACCAGCUCAGGCUGGUGAGCUCUCGACUCAAUUUUGGAAUAUUAUUUAG
Molecule: messenger RNA, 234 nt
Organism: Ilex paraguariensis (yerba mate)
Lineage: Eukaryota; Viridiplantae; Streptophyta; Magnoliopsida; Aquifoliales; Aquifoliaceae
Source: the annotation of a GenBank genome assembly